AUGUUGUUGACUGCAAAAAUACUUGUUUUCACUCUGAGUGGUUUCCUAAGAGUGGCCACAGGCUUUGACAUUGGAUUAUCCACCAAAUGUGUAGUGAUACCCAAGGAGAUGGACAUGUGCCACGAGAUUGGAUACUCCGAAAUGAGGCUUCCCAACCUGAUGGGACACACAAGCAUGGCGGAGGUCGUCCUAAAAUCCACCACCUGGCAGCACCUGGUGCACACGGAUUGUCACCCUCAUGUGAGGAUGUUCCUGUGCUCUCUGUUUGCCCCCAUCUGCCUGGACACGUUCAUCCUCCCCUGUAGGAGUAUGUGUGUUGGUGUUCGGGACAGCUGUGCUCCUGUGCUCGCCUGCCAUGGGCACGCCUGGCCAGAAAGCCUGGACUGCAGUCGGUUCCCUGCAGACGAGGACAUGUGUCUGGCAUCGCUUACAAAGGAAUAUAAAUAUUUGCACAAAGUCCUACCAAAGCCUGCAUGCCAGACCUGCCCAGCAGUGGAGGAACUCUUUACACACAAAAGAGUUCUUGAAGUUUUCUGUGACAGUAAUUUUGCAGUGAAAGUAAAGCUGUCCAAAAAAAGAGCAGUAAUUGGCGACCAAGAGUACAACAUUGAGUGCCACGUGGAAUUCAUUACCCAGGGCUCACUCUUGCCUUAUGAAACUCAGCACAUGAUACAGCAAUGGCUGCUUAUCAAUGAAAAUUGUACACAGAGGAUGACUCAAAGCCAUCGUCCUAUGGUGUAUCUCCUUGUAGGGAAGAUUGAGGAGGGUAUCAUUUUAGUUAAUCAGAUUUACCACUGGCAGAGAAGGGACUCCCAGCUGACUUUGGCCACUCGGAAAUGGAGGUACCAUAAAUGCUUGUAA
Lagopus leucura (white-tailed ptarmigan) is the source of this 861-nucleotide messenger RNA. Its product is annotated as secreted frizzled-related protein 2-like. Bases 1 to 861 code for a protein of 286 amino acids. The record is from RefSeq and is a predicted model, not a curated record. Gene Ontology annotation, molecular function: Wnt-protein binding. The transcript is spliced from 4 exons. NCBI's taxonomy places the organism in Eukaryota, Metazoa, Chordata, Aves, Galliformes, Phasianidae. Gene Ontology annotation, biological process: negative regulation of canonical Wnt signaling pathway; canonical Wnt signaling pathway; non-canonical Wnt signaling pathway.